AAAUAAACCACCUUUCACUUGAUAUUAAACCCUCAGUUGGUUCUAUACAUAAUAUUUUAUCGUUACACAUUUUAAAUCACAAUUAUAAGAUUAACGAUAACACUUACUGUAGGGCGUUUUUAAAUGCUGACAGAGACAGGCAGGCAGGAUCAUGAGGCCAAGGACUUAUGUGUGCAUUUACAGAUAAGAGUUUCCCACGAUCCUUACAUGAUUUUAACAAAAGAAUUUCUUGUAAAAUUUGUAUAUUUUGUGGGCCUGAAAUAAAACUAAAACUAAAAAUAAAAAUAAAUAUUUUUGGUGAUAUCUAAGGGCAAUAGUAGGAACUAAAUAAAAUAUAUUAUUUAAACAAUACAAAUUUAGGGGGAAUAUUGCGCCGAAUUAACCACUUUCCUGGGUUAUGUAAAGCCCAGACGUUGGUGUAGACGGACGGUAUAAAGGUCGGCUGUGCCCCCAGCUGCCCAAGAGUUGCUCGCGAACUUCACAACAGCAACCAUCAUCUAGCAGUGUGAUCUUUAUAUGGGACGUUGGCUUUUUCUUAUUACCGAUUUGUCGUCACAUUCACUAUUGCUCCGACUGCGGUACUUUCUCGAAGGAUUUUGUACGCUGUAGCUGUAAUCGUCAUCUAGAAAUAAAUAUUUUAUUUAAAACCAAAAAAUAUUAUUUAAAACAUGCAGGCCAUUUUGGUUGCAGCAGCGAUCCUAAGUGUAACAAGUGGUCAAGAAUAUUUUCGGGAGCCUGAAAAAAUAAUAAGCGACUCGCGACAGGUAGGAGACAAACUUGGACAGUAUUCGGUGGCAUAUCAAACAGACGGUGGAAUUUUGCAAAAAGAAGUUGGAUCACGUAAGUAUGCAGGAACCGCUGACGAAGCCCAACUGAUUCAGGGAUCUGUGCAAUACAAUGCGCCCGAUGGAACACCAGUUUCAUUCAGUUGGUCUGCUGACGAAUUCGGGACCCAGAUACAUGGGACGCAUAUCCCGACACCGCCACCAAUUCCACCAGAAAUUCAAAGGGCACUCGAUUGGCUCGCAAAGCAGCCUUCUACCACCGAGGAAAAUUACGACGACGACGAUUCUAGCAGCACAGAAGCUCCUGCUAAAGAGUCGAGGCCUUUGGAGGCCGAAAAAAAAAUAGUUAAAGAUCCGAAAUUUCGAAAUCAAUUUAGACGUAAUUAAUCCGAUUGCGUUAAUGUUAAAUUUAUGUAUCAUUACUCAAUUAGUAUUAUGUUAAAGUUUAAAAAUUGUUUACAAUAAAAUAUAUAUUUUAUUAUUUUUUAUUAA
Microplitis mediator is the source of this 1277-nucleotide messenger RNA. It is a transcript of the gene CPR17, whose product is annotated as endocuticle structural glycoprotein SgAbd-4-like. The record is from RefSeq and is a predicted model, not a curated record. Lineage: Eukaryota; Metazoa; Arthropoda; Insecta; Hymenoptera; Braconidae. Gene Ontology annotation, cellular component: chitin-based extracellular matrix. Gene Ontology annotation, molecular function: structural constituent of chitin-based larval cuticle. The coding region runs from base 669 to 1172 and encodes 167 amino acids. The transcript is spliced from 2 exons.